Molecule: messenger RNA, 2362 nt
Organism: Salvelinus namaycush (lake trout)
Lineage: Eukaryota; Metazoa; Chordata; Actinopteri; Salmoniformes; Salmonidae
Gene: foxred1
Product: FAD-dependent oxidoreductase domain containing 1
Exons: 11
Coding region: 147-1670 (507 amino acids)
Cellular component (GO): cytoplasm
Molecular function (GO): oxidoreductase activity
Source: RefSeq, a predicted model, not a curated record
GCUGCACCAGACAGUGCAUAUUAAUUUCAGGGUUAGCCAACACACCAUUUUGAAUCUGUGCUCAGAAGCUAGCUAGCUAGCUAGCUUAUCGUAGCAUUUCCAGUGUGCUAGUAGUGCUGCUAGAGAGAAGAAAUCAAGCUCCAGCAAUGUCAAUGUGGACGGGACUGCACAUGACAGCGCGUGCCGCUCAUGGAAUUCAUGUUUCCUCGCGAUUUAUCCAUAAACACACGCGACUCUGCACCCGUUGGUCCCGAAACAUCAGCACUGGUAGACCCGUGCAAAAUGAUUUCUUCAAAGAUCUCGAGAACCAGUUCAAAGCGUUCAGGGAGAAAGCGGUAGACGCCAUGCCUGGCAGUGACUGGACUCCGUUUGAGAAGAACCGCUCACUCCCCCCUGAGAGGGCGGACAUCGUGAUCGUAGGAGGUGGCGUGGUGGGCUGGUCCAUCGCCUAUUGGCUGAAGCAGAAAGAGAUGAUUCGGGACGGGGUGCGGGUGCUGGUGGUUGAGAGGGACCCCACUUACUCCCAGGCCUCCACGGUGCUGUCUGCUGGGGGGAUUCGACAGCAGUUCUCCUUGCCAGAGAACAUCCACCUGUCCAUGGCCUCGGCUGACUUCAUGAGGAACAUCAAUGAACACUUGAGUGUGCUGAAUGACGACCCCGUGGACCUGCAGUUUAACCACUCCGGAUAUCUCUUUCUGGCCAGUGAAAAAGUGGCUCAUAUCAUGGAAGAAAACUACAACACCCAAAGAUAUGCUGGAGCAAAGGUCGCUCUUCUUUCACCCACACAACUAAAGGAGAAAUGUCCAUGGAUCAACACUGAUGGAGUAGUGCUGGCUUCAUAUGGGCUGGAGAACGAGGGCUGGUUCGACCCCUGGAUGCUGUUGAACGCUUUCAGACGGAAGGCCAUCUCCAUGGGGGUCUACCAGUGCUUUGGAGAAGUCACAGGUUUUAGGUACACCACAAACACAAUGACUACUGCAGAAGGAGACAAGGUGGAUUUCAGGAGAAUCAAAUAUGCUAAUGUCCAGAUGCCCAACAGUCUGGAGUACCAGCCUGUGGAGUGUGCCAUCGUGGUGAACGCUGCAGGGGCCCUCUCCGGUAAGGUGGCAGAGAUGAUGGGCAUCGGGCUCGGCCCGAAAGACACCAUCGCUGGAAUCCCGCUACCCGUGGAGCCCAGGAAAAGGUUCAUCUAUGUGGUCCACUGUCCAAACGGGCCAGGGCUGGACACUCCCUUCCUCGUAGACUACUCUGGAGUGUACUUCAGACGAGAGGGGCUGGGAGGAAACUACAUUGCUGGGAUGUCACCAGAAGAGGAAGAGGAGCCAGAGACCAAUAACCUGGAGGUGGACCACCAGUUCUUCCAGAAGAUCUGGCCUCAUUUGGCCCACCGGGUCCCUGCCUUUGAGUGCCUCAAGGUGACGAGCGCAUGGGCCGGCUUCUACGACUACAACACCUUUGACCAGAACGGCAUCGUGGGCAUGCACCCGCUGGUCAACAACAUGUUCUUUGCCACAGGCUUCAGCGGGCACGGGCUGCAGCACUCGCCGGCAGUGGGUCGCGCCAUGGCCGAACUCAUCCUGGACGGGGGCUUCAAGACCCUGGACCUGAGCGCCUUCAGCUUCAAACGCAUCAUGACCAAUGAACCCAUGUUAGAGAGGAACAUUGUCUGAGAGGGAGAGUUAGACAUUUUUACGAAGGGAGGAAAGGGGAAUGCCAUGUCCCAUUCUACAGCCUUGUGGGAAAUAUGGUUUGCCAAAGUUUCUGGUAAGGUGAAUGGUGUCCUAUUAAUUUCUUCACUAAAGUGCAUGAGGGAGUAACCGCACAUUUCACAAGCUAAAUUCAGUGGUCUACCGGUGAGACCAGAUGGCAGCGGACUCAGCCAAAGUGCUUUGCACUUGAACACAGUCACCCAUCGCUUGGGAGUGCUCAGAACUCCGACCGCAAGAAUGGAAAAAUGGGAUGCGUCAGAAAUGCAUCUCAGGAACGAGUGAGGGACUUUGUGGGAUGAGGAAGAGAAGAGGGUAGAAGAAAGAGCCCUGAAUUUAGGAUGCCCAAUAUCUAACCUACUGUACAAAGAAUAAGGUACUGACAUACAAUGCGUUAGCACAAUUAGAAAGGGUUUUAGUUGGAUAUUGGAGUAAUUUCCAUUCCUCCAAUGGUAAACCUGUAUUGAAUGACUUGAUUAUGCAUCUUUAUUUAUUUAACCAUUUUAACGAGACAUGUCACUUUACUCUUGAUCACGUAAGCAUUCAACUGUAUUUGUAUUAAAAAAAGUGAAGUCGGAAGUUUACAUACACCAUAGCCAAAUACAUUUAAACUCAGUUUUUCACAAUUCCUGACAUUUAAUCCUCGUAAAAAUUCC